Messenger RNA from Cicer arietinum (chickpea), 1383 nucleotides. RefSeq lists its product as uncharacterized. The record is from RefSeq and is a predicted model, not a curated record. Lineage: Eukaryota; Viridiplantae; Streptophyta; Magnoliopsida; Fabales; Fabaceae. Gene Ontology annotation, molecular function: lipid binding.
AUGAACAAGAAUAUGUUAUAUGGGAUUUUGCUCAUAAAUUCCAAAGUAACAUUAUGCAUUGUGGUAGUUGAAAUUCCCACCUUUUUUAGAUCUAUUUUUUCUUUUUUUCUAUUCUCUACAUUGCUAAAUAUUAGUUUGUGUGUUUAUUUCCUUUAUUUUGAUCCUCCAACACUCCAUGUGCAUCAAAAUUUCAACCUCUUUUAUUGCUGCUUUUCUGGCUGGAAUAAAAGAAUCUAUCUUUUAUUAUCUAUUAAAGAGUGCUAUUGUUCUAAUAAUCAUGCAUGUAAGGUUCUUCUCUUCUGGCAUUGCAUGUGCAGCAAUCACCUCUGCCCACUUCAUUUUUCUUUUGUUUUUUUAGCCUCUCUUCACUUUUAAACUACGCAUCAUCACACAACCUUAUCACUUUUCUUUUUGUAUGUAUAUAUAUAUGCCUCUCAAUUACCAAUAGUUUUAAUAAUUAAUGUCAUAAAGAAAACACCUUCUUACAAUUGAUAAUAUCAGCCACAAUGAACAAAACUGUACCUUGUAGCCGAUCCUGUGAGGACUCUCUUAGAAGAUAUGUGCAGUUUGCAAGUGAAAGUUGCAUACAAGAGUUAUUAGCAGCUUCAGAUACAAACAGAGGAAAUAAUGAUGGAUGGAAAGUACUUAAUCUUGACAAUGGAGUAGAGAUAUCAAAACGUAGGUCAGGUUCACUUCACACUUUUCGCAGCCGUUGGAUACUUGGAUCUGUCUCUCCACAACAAUUCAUCACUGUUGCUAAUGCCAUUGAUGCUGCAAAGCAAUGGGACUCUGAUUUGGUGGAAGCAAGAUACAUAAAAGAAAUUGAAGACAACCUCAGCAUAAUUCGUCUUAGGUUUGGAGAAAACUCCAAGCCACUGUUCAGGAAUAGAGAAUUCAUUGUCUAUGAGCGACGUCAAACCAUGGAAGAUGGCACUGUGGUAGUAGCAGUUGCUUCAUUGCCAAAGGAGAUAGCUGCUGGAUUACAUCCUAAGCAAAAUAAUGCAAUAAGAGGACUAUUGCUACAAUCAGGAUGGGUAGUAGAGAAGCUUCAAGAUAAUUCAUGUGCUGUUACUUAUGUUGUUCAGUUGGAUCCUGCAGGGUGGCUUCCCAAGUGUUUUGUGAAUCGAUUUAAUACAAAACUGGUUAUGAUUAUUGAAAACCUUAGAAAAUUAGCACAAGCAUGUCCAAGUGAAGGUCAAAAUUGACCACUUUGUAAAGUUGCAAGGAGAGGGGAAUGUGACCAUUGACCAAGCAAGCACACUAUUAAUGGCCAUUCAUAUUAUUUACUUACUAUUUAUAGAUUAUAUAGAUAAUAAAUAAAUAGAAUCAAAUUGAUAAUGCCAAUUAAUUUUAGCAAUGCAAUGCACUUAUCGCAACUCACGA